Messenger RNA from Malurus melanocephalus (red-backed fairy wren), 3313 nucleotides. RefSeq names its product ATP synthase c subunit lysine N-methyltransferase (gene ATPSCKMT). Gene Ontology annotation, biological process: positive regulation of proton-transporting ATP synthase activity, rotational mechanism; peptidyl-lysine trimethylation; regulation of mitochondrial ATP synthesis coupled proton transport. Lineage: Eukaryota; Metazoa; Chordata; Aves; Passeriformes; Maluridae. Bases 184 to 837 code for a protein of 217 amino acids. The transcript is spliced from 5 exons. Gene Ontology annotation, cellular component: mitochondrion. Gene Ontology annotation, molecular function: protein-lysine N-methyltransferase activity. The record is from RefSeq and is a predicted model, not a curated record.
GGGAGGAUGGGCUGAGGUGGGCGGGAUACAGGCGGCGAGUGUCGCGGUAGCGGGCUGCACCGGAUGACGUGAGGGCGGAGGAGUGAAGACAAACCGGCGGCGGAAAAAGUGUGAGCGGCGCUUCUCUCCGGAGCGCCUUCAGAAAGGUUUCGGUCUCCCACUCCCUCAUAGUGAAGUGGCGCGAUGUCCCAGCCGCUGGCAAAGAAGAUCCCGCAGGAGGAGGGCGAGGGCGGCUCCCGGAGGAGCAGCUGGGGUCUGCUGGUCACGGCCGGCGUGGGCGGGACCUUGGUGGCCCUYUAUGCUGUGGCCACCCCUUUUGUGACCCCGGCCCUGAGGAAGGUGUGCCUGCCCUUCGUUCCUGCAACUGCAGCUCAGAUCCAGAAUGUGCUSAAAAUGUUGGAAAACAGAAGUGGCUCCCUAGUUGACAUUGGUAGCGGGGAUGGACGGAUUGUGAUAGCAGCUGCAAAAAAGGGAUUCCAAGCUGUCGGUUAUGAAUUAAAUCCCUGGCUAGUCUGGUACUCCAGAUACCGUGCCUGGAGAGAUGGAGUACAUCAGAAUGCCAAAUUUUAUAUUUCAGACUUAUGGAAGGUUUCUUUUUCCCACUACACAAAUGUUGUUGUUUUUGGGGUACCUCAAAUGAUGCCACAGCUGGAGAAGAAGCUGGAAGAAGAACUUGAAUGUAAUGCCAGAAUCAUUGCCUGUCGCUUUCCUUUCCCUUGCUGGAUUCCAGAUCAUACUACUGGAGAGGGAAUAGACACUGUGUGGGCCUAUGAUUUGAAACAUUCUAGAGGAUGUGAAACAAAAAGUUUGCAAAUCACACCAGAGACAGAAUCCUAAACAUCUAAUCUGUUUUUUUUACUGAAACUUUUAGCUUUGACUGGACUUGUUGAAGAUAAGAUUAUUGUGAAUAGAGCCRUGGCCUAUGAAGAUAUGUAUUAAUUAAAAGAACUGAAGUACAACUGGUGGUUUUCUGAAAGCACAGAAAAAUUACUGAAAGGUGUAGUUAAAUGGCUUGAUGCUGUGUCCUGGUUUUACCCUAUCUGGCAGUGAAGUACCACACUGAUGUUUGCUCACUCCAGCCCCCACACUCUCCCAGUAGGGUGGGGAGGGAAACUGGAAAAAAUCCCUGACCAUGGAUUGAAAUAAGAAUGGUUUAAUAAUUGAAACAAAGUAAUGAUGAUGAUGAUAGUAAUAGAAAUACUAAUAAUGGCCAAAAAAAAAGAGAGGAGUAAAACCCAAGAAAGAUGAGUCAUGCACCGUACCCAUGCUCACCACUACUGAUGGAUGCCCAUCCCAGAGAAGCAAUUGGUCUCUCCUUGCCAGCUCUCUGCAGUUUGUAUACUGGGCAUGGUGUGGAAUAUCCCUUUGGCCAGUUUGGGUCAGCUGUCCUGGCCAUGCUUUCUCCCAGCUUCUUGCACCCCUCUUCAUUGGCAGAGCAUGACAAACUGAAAGUCCUUGGCUUAGCAUCAACUAAAACAUCAGUUUGUUAUCAGUGUUAGUCUUAUUCUGAGUAAAAAACCACACAGCACUCUACCAGCUACUAGGAAGAAAAUUAACUCCCAGCUGAAACCAGGACAUGUAGUUAGUCAAAAUGAUGAAAAAGUUUUUAUAGAAGUGGAGAACUUUAAUAUGGAAGAUUUGAAGGGAAUAUAUGUAUAAGUUAAAAUGCUUAAAUUGGCAAACUUAGUAUAUGCAUUCUUUCUGACCCUGCAGAGCAUUUGUUAUUGRUGUUGGAAGUGGUGUGCAAGGGGCUCCCUAAAUGAGCUGUGUUUCCCAAAUGUCUGAAUUAUSUAUGCCAAGUAGCAUAAAACUGCAUGCCCAAAACUGAUCCAGAUGGAGUAUGGUGAUGACACUUASGUUUCACACCACAGUCUUGAGUGUAUAUUUUUAAAAGUUGAGUAUGAUAAGACAAGCAAAUACAACAAAUUGUUUUUGUACAAGUGCAGCCCCCGAUUGUAUGAAUGUAUUUUUAUUUAACUUGUGUGCUGUGUUAACAUCAUCUGGAAAAUAAACUCUGAGUAAGCCACUCCCCUUCUUCACCUCUUUCAGUAAGGGAAGGGCAAAAGCAGAAAUUAUGGGUUGAGGUAGCAGUGAAUAAGACAUGCACAGCAACAACAACAAURUUAAUAGCAAAAGGAUACAAAAGAGAAGGUAUUUUACUGACAGAAGUGUUCACCGCUGGGAACAACAAUAAGAUGGAGGAUGCUUCAUGCUUCAUUAGAUCAUGUCUGCAUGGCUUUGCAGACAAAGGCAAUGUGAUGGCUGGGAAGGCAAAAUGUCCAUCUUCCAGUGGACCAGGGGUUUUCCUUCCAAAACCAUGCCUGCCAAGAGUCUGGGAGAUACAGAAAACCAACCUGGCUACAGCCUCAGCUCUGACCCCUCUCUGCAACCAGGGCAACUUGUUACGUGAACACAAAACUUCAGAAGGAUGCUCUUUUUGAACUCUUACUGGUAUAAGGUGUUGCAGAUGGCCAUAAUUUUUCCUAAUCUUUCUGAUCUAGGAAAAGUUUCAAAAGUUAACUUGUCAGUGAAGUGUCACCAUUUCUGUAUGCUCAAACUUUGUAUAAAGAUAUGGAUGAGAGUUACUUGAAUGCUUGAAGGCUGUCUCUGAUUUCAGAGCUAGUUGUUCUGGCUAGCUUGGCUAAUUCUGAUUAACCUUUUUAUAAUUUAUAGUGAGAUGAGAAGAAAGGUUUUCAAUCAGACUUGUUUUUCCUUCUACUUUUCCAUACCAUUUGAUGAGAUCUCAAAAACUCAUGGUAUUGCUAUAUGGCUUUUCCUUGUAACUUAUGCAAGUUCUCCCUUUCCUUUUGCUCAUACUGGUUUGCAGUGRGGUACUGUCGUUGCAUUGAUGUUUUCCUUUCCUGCCAUGGUGAUAACACUUUCCUGUUAUGUAAUGGUCUGCUUACUUGUUCUCCUAUUCAGGUUCUCAGGUAAAGUUGUACUGUUUCCACCCAUUAGCAAUUAGUCAAAGGUAAUAGUCAGCCUCCCCUGUCCCUGUACAGUUAAUGUACAGCUUGUUUGUUAAGCAGUAACUAUGUGAGUUUGUCAAAUCUUCCCAUGUGUGUUACCCAUAGAAUGAAGCAAAAACAAGCUGGGCAAUUGUCACCUAACUUCAAGGCAGUCAUUACCACAACUAAAAUGGGCUCAGUCCAAGACAAUUGCUGAGACCCUACAAUUUCAGGUAAAUACAAAGUCUGACAUUUUAUCAGAUGUUGGGAAAGCAAGUUUGGGUGGACUGUAGAAUCUGGCUUGAAGAGAAGGUGGGUGUUGUUUGGGAUGUAUAGUCUACAGUAAGGCCUGUACCCUUUUUUUU